Messenger RNA from Klebsormidium nitens, 4249 nucleotides. The record is from the annotation of a GenBank genome assembly. NCBI's taxonomy places the organism in Eukaryota, Viridiplantae, Streptophyta, Klebsormidiophyceae, Klebsormidiales, Klebsormidiaceae.
UAGCACGCAACUUUUCUGGUGGACAACACUAGCCUCAGCCUCAUGGGAGCUCAGGACUCUCAGAGCAUGGCGGGGCAAGUCAAGGCAAAUGGAUGGCGGGUGCUCGGUCAGAACUUUACAUACAACCAUAGUUGCAAAAUUGACAUCACCAACUGUGAGGAGGUGGUGCAACUAAAGUGCUGAAGUCCACCGUCUCGUCUUUCCUUCAACGAAGUUGGUUGAAGAACGCUGUAGCUGACGCGCAUAAGGUAUCCGCUUGAUUGCUCAUGCUGAGCACUUUCUGACACUGGGUGCCAGCUUGAAGGUGGCGUCCUUCUAGUGAUGUCCGCCCGUGGAAGCAUCCAGCUUGGUGGUGUAAAGACCAGAUGCCCUAGUUGCCUUGCUCAAAAACGCACUUUCUGGGGCCUUUCAGAUAACGCGCCCCACAGGAUCCUGGCAGCACUGCCCUCUAGAAGCUGCAAUCAUCUCCAGAUAGUUGCGGUUCGGAAGAGUCUUGCCUUUGAGCACCAUUUGAGGGGAGUCUCAUUGGUCUCCCCAACUUGUCGGCCAAUCAUUGUCCUGAAUCCAAGAGCGGUGACAGCGCAAAAGCAGCAGGCGGGUCAUGCAUUCCCCGCUCUGAAGGGGCUUGAAAUUCAGACGCAGGGGGAUGCCGCGCGGUUGACUGAUCUCAUGCUGACCAAUCCUGGGGUGCCAUGUGGCGCCUGGGCAGCUUCUCAGCAAUGGCGGGACAUCCUGCAACUCCCAAACAAGAACAUUCGUGACUUGGCUUCCGUCAUCGCCUGCCCUCGCCUGCUCGAAACAUCGGUCGAGCUGCCCCUGGUUUCGGACGACGUCUUUGGCGCGGAGGGCGGACCUUGGGAGGACAGUCUCCACUGGCUGCGUUCGCUAGAUUCUAAAGAGGUGGACGCAUGGUUUGCAACCAAGCGGCGGACUCGACUAGGCUACCACUUUGCCGACUGUGUCGAGUACCUCCUCCGCUUCAGCCCCGCCUUCCACCCUCCCGGCCUGCACGUGUCCCAGCAGGUCUUUCAGAGACAAGUUCGUGACGUCACCCUCGCUCAAGCCAAUGACAUCACCCUCGACCGAGCCCCCGACAUCGCUUCCGGCCGGAGAGGGGCCCCUUUUUUGCCUGAUGAGUCUGUCAGGGCCCGCAAAGCCGGAAGAAUAUUCACACCCGGCGGCAAGGACGGGUUAAGCGCGGGUGAGAACGGGGAGCCGAUCAAAGAAGAAGAGUGUGUUGACACCGGGAACUUGUUUGGCAGUCCAAACGAGGGCUUGGAUGGGGCUUUGAGGGGUUCGUAUUCACACACGAGACGUACGGAAAAUGGGGGACUGGGAGCGCAAAGUGGGGGGGAGGACAACUCGGAAGAUGAUUGGAAAGGGGUCGGUGUCAGUGAUUCUUAUGCAGAGAGCGCAAGCCGGGACGAAGACGUCGAGACCGGACAGGAGAAAAGGCUUUUCGGGUUUGGAAGGCGGUUAGCUGAGGCAGAGAUGGCCGUAACGAGAGACAUGGGGUUGGGGGAAAACGAGACAGAACCUGGACAGGGGGCCGCGAGAGCGGACGGUUGCAAACGGAACGAGGAGGGGGCGGAACCGGGAGAACGCAGCGGAAAUGUGUUGCCGGCGGGGCGGCGAAAAAGUAAACGGCAGCAGCGCAAAGCCACCAAGCAGACGGGCAAAACGAUCACGGUCGGAGAGUUCGACAUUCUCUUCCUUCAGGGUGCGGCGCGCGUGAGCCGGCAAGAGCUCGGGACGGUUUCUACCGGGGCGUCGCAGGACGUGACGUUAGAUGACGUGAGGCCGCUGAAGGGAUCCCCCGGGCACCUGGAGGGAUCCCCCGGGCGGUUACGGGCUGGUGACGCGGGUGCCGGUGUGGUCGGGGUGGAGCAUUGGGAGCUCUCGGUGAAGUUUCUGCUAUACGUUGGGCCGGAGGCAAAGCUGUUCGAAAAUGGGGGGAGACUGGGAAGCCGUCGGUCGGUGGACAAAAAAGGUGGUCAACCUAGUUGUGAUGCCGAGAGCCAAGGUUUUGGGGCAGUGAAGGCCGCAAAAGAGGACGGAACGAGACUGGCGACAGGAGGGAAAUGUGGCGGCGACCUCAAUCGGGAAAGGGCUGGAUGUGCCGAAGGUGACGUGAGCGCAGAGAGAGCUGACGUCAGCAGUGAUGGCGCUGACGUCAGCAAAAAUGCCGCCAGGAGCGAAGAAGAAGAUCUGCUGUAUUACUUCGUGGGGCCCCAUGCGGGGGAGCGGCUUUCGGACCGGAGGGACCGCAUCGCGAAGCAGCUGCGCCUGUCCAACGAACCUGAGGCAAAGCUGGUGCUAGCGGACCUGUUUCUGGGAGUGUCCGAAGCGAACGGUGGAGCGUCUGCUACGCACGGCGGAGCGGCCGAAACGAAUGGACGGGCGUCCGAAUCGAACGGUGGAGCGGUUAAAACAAACAGUGGGGCGUCUAAGUUAUACGGUGGAGCGUCCAGGUUGAACGGACGGGCGUACGGAGUGGAGAGUCCGGCUUCCAGAGCGGACGGUGGAGCGUCAGGAUUGGACGGUUGCAGUAAAGUUGACGAUUGCAGCAAGGCGUUCCGAUCCACUGGUAGAGCGUCCGAAUGCAACGGUCGCGCGUCUGCUUCGGACGGUCGAGCCUCAGCGUUGAACAGUCAAACGUCCGAAAUGGACAAUAGUUUGCUUGGAGACAUUGACACUAGCGUGGGCGAGUUGAAUGUGAGCGAGUCUUGGGAGAACGCCUGUGUUAGAGCAGCCGAGGGGCUGAGGAAAGGUGCCCGAUCAAGACCAAGCUCCGUUUCAGCGGAUGUGCCUUGUUCUGAGGCUGUCAGCGGAACAAGAGAAGCGGAUGUAGCAACUAGACCGGAAGAUGAAGCGAGCCGUCGAGGCUCAGCCCCUGUCGCGGUCACGCCGCGCGCAUUUGUCAAGGGUUACCUGUUCUACGAGCACGCGCUUUGGAAACGCCUCGUCGGUCGUGGUUCAUUGGAACCCAAUUUAGAAGACUCGGACGUCGUUGGAAAGACUACGGACGAUUCGAAGCCGUCGGACAGUCCAAACCGUGCUUGCUCAGAUUUUCCUCGGGCCCAUUUUGAUACUGUGGAAGGGGCCGAGCGUUCGGGUGUUACCUCGAGCGAAGCAGCGGGUAGAGUCCUUCCGUCCGCUGCUGUCAGAGGGUCCGCUAAUGGCGGUUUGAGCGGGUCGGACGGUGCCACGUCAGCUCCCGCGUCCAUCUUGGUCGAGGCAAAGGGCGACACGUCAGCUUCUACAUCCGGCGAUAGCGGCGUCGGUUCGGAGGCUGACUUUGUAACCGGGGGAGGAGUCCCGGGGGACAAUGACAGGGUGGCGGAGAGAGCGGAGUUGAACCCGGGGCAUUGGGUCGGGUGGUGGACGCGCGACGUCCGGAAGUUUUUGGGGGAUCCCUCGUUCCGGGAGAGCCGUUGGUACAUCAUCCCCAAGAUGGAGUGGCUAUCCCCUGUCGUCAUCAGGCCGUCUGCCGAGCACCUUUUCGAGGACUCGCCUGCCGAUCAGACUCCUCGGGAGAAACCCUCGGCGAGCGGGCGCCCGCCGUUGUCCAACCGGUGCACGUCCACCGCCCUGACGUCCGAAGAACUGGCAGCCGCUAAGCGUCAAAUCAACGGCCAGGACGCAAGCUUCGACGGCUCUGCUUUGCCGCUGGAGUCAUCACCGGACGCCCCGGUCGCAAGCGGCUCAGCCCGCCCGGGUUUUGACACCGUCUCUCCUGUUGGCGAUCUGGACGCCCUGCGAGCGAUUGGCGCAGUGUCAGGCGAACCGACGGCCGGGCCUACGAACGUCGAGAGCGCGUCACGACUGCUGAGCUCAGCAGAGUUCUUGUUGCAGAUAGAAACGCUUCAGGCCGUGGCGGAAAGGUGUAAGGUGCCCCGGAGGGGGCGAGUGCUAGUGGCAGAACUGCGGUGGGAAGGGGUUGCGUCUGAGGAGGGUAGUGACGUCAGCAUUAGGGGGACAGAUGGCGCCUGGAGAGAGGUCAGCCGGGGCUUCGUCGUCGAGUCGACGUGGCCCAUGACUGGAGAGCUACCCAUCAUGUUCCCCUAAACCAAAAUAGUCGGAUGGUGAUCCGGGUCUUUAAUCCUACUUUGAUGGUGAUGGCCUCCGUCUGCGCCGGGAACGGCAGCGCAGUAUCACGUAGUGCAGAAUUCAAAUGUUAGCGUCGCCCUAGCAACAUGGAUUCGUGCUCGUCUUGCCGGGUCAGGCUGCAUAUCGAUUUUGGACGCGC